Messenger RNA from Zea mays, 1028 nucleotides. RefSeq lists its product as uncharacterized. The transcript has a single exon. Bases 160 to 696 code for a protein of 178 amino acids. The record is from RefSeq and is a predicted model, not a curated record. Lineage: Eukaryota; Viridiplantae; Streptophyta; Magnoliopsida; Poales; Poaceae.
CUCUAGUCUCUACUUUUUCAUCAGUCAUCACCGCAACACAAACACGGCCUUCACAAGACGCAAAAGGGCACACACCUCUUUCUAGCUUCUAUACACACACCUCGAGCUCACAUACACUCCCAUCUCCCCCUCUAUCUGGAGAGAGAGAGAGAAAGAGACAUGGGGUCAUCUCUCUCCCCGUCAUCCGUCGCCGCGCUCACCACCGCAGCCCAUGGGCACCGCUACCACCUGUCCUCCUCCUCCUCCUCCGACUACUACGAAGACGACGGCUUCGAGUUCACGCCACUCCUACCCAGGCCGCGGCGCCGGCACAGCGCGCGCACGGAGCGUCCAAGAACCGUCGCCCAGGCUGCGGCCACGACGGCGGCCCAGCCGCAGCCUCCCCAGCUGCGCGCGCGCCGCGGAGCGCCAAGCGUCGUGGCCGCGACGCCGGCGGCGCCACCAACACCAAGGAAGCAGCAGGUGCGGUGGCACGACAUGGCGUUCGGGUCCGCGCGCGUGCCGGCGGCCAUGGACAUGGGCGAGAUCAGGAGGCGCCUGAGGGCGCGGCAGCUGGCUCUGGCCGGUGGCCCCGCCGGGAACGAGCGGCCGCCAUCCUCCGCCGCGGGGUGGGCGCCGUGGAGGCUCAUACGGUCGCUCAGCUGCAAGGGCCUCGAGCCCGUGGCGGCUGCCGCGGCGCCGGUGAGGCUGGUGUAGUGUAGGCACGUACGUACAGUCAGUACGGUCUGAGCCUACGAUCGACAGAGCGAUCGAGGUGGACGUAACGUACGACGUACGUACGGCAGGUGUUGGUGUUGGACUGUUGGUUAUGGAUCGAGGCUGUGCUGGUGCGGCCCGUGAAGGCCGAGAGUGCGGCGCCGGCCGGUGAACCGGCGCGUGCACGGCGGCGUGCGUGGCGUCACGCGAGUGGCGCCAAAUGUUGUUGGUGGAAGUUGAAAGGCACGAGCAAAGGCGGUGCCUAUUGUUAGUGUUCAGCUUCGUUUUUCGUCGUGUUUCUGGUUUCAAUAAACCUUUUCCCUCUUUCUUUC